UUUCUCUUCAAAGUACAACUAAUAUUCUUCAACAGAUAGAGAAAUACUAAUGGCUUCUUCUUCUUGGAAUUUGACUCCAAUAGUAUUUGUUUUAUUGUCUCUCUUUGUCAGCUCAGCGUUCGCAAAUUUCUACAACAAUAUUGAUGUUACAUGGGGCGAUGGCCGUGCAAGAAUCCUCAACAACGGAGACCUUCUUACUCUCUCCCUUGAUAAAACUUCAGGCUCGGGUUUUCAAUCCAAGAAUGAAUAUCUCUUUGGAAAGAUUGAUAUGCAGCUCAAGCUUGUCCCUGGAAAUUCAGCUGGCACUGUAACUGCCUAUUAUCUAUCAUCACAAGGACCAACUCAUGAUGAAAUAGACUACGAAUUCUUGGGAAACCUGAGUGGCGAUCCUUAUAUUCUUCAUACUAAUGUAUACGCUCAAGGCAAGGGUGGCCGGGAGCAACAAUUCUACCUUUGGUUUGACCCCACUGCAGAUUUCCACACCUAUUCAAUCCUUUGGAACCCGCAACGCAUCAUCUUUUCCGUGGAUGGCACACCUAUCAGGGAAUACAAAAAUCCCGAGUCUCUGGGUGUUCCAUACCCAAAGAACCAACCAAUGAGGAUGUACUCAAGCCUGUGGAAUGCUGAUGACUGGGCAACAAGAGGUGGACUUGUCAAGACAGACUGGUCCAGGGCUCCAUUCACUGCUUCCUACAGAAGCCUCAACCAAAAUGCUUGUAUUUGGUCGUCAGGAAAAUCUUCGUGCAAUUCAAAUUCUCCUUCCAAUAAUGCAUGGCUGAAUCAGGAGUUGGAUGCCACAAGCCAACAGAGGCUACAAUGGGUCCGGAAGAAUUACAUGAUUUACAAUUAUUGCACUGAUACAAAACGCUUUCCCCAAGGCUUUCCUGCCGAGUGUUCUCUUCAAUAAUGGAUCGUCAUAAGAAACUGAUCAGGGGCAAAAUGUUUGCUGCAUUUUAUGCUUUUUGUGUAUUGUGUUUGUUAUAAUUAUUUAUAUAUUCUUUCGUUUGUGUACCUGAAUAAAAGUUGAAAUAGAAUGAAA
Coffea eugenioides is the source of this 1039-nucleotide messenger RNA. RefSeq names its product xyloglucan endotransglucosylase/hydrolase protein 22-like. Gene Ontology annotation, molecular function: xyloglucan:xyloglucosyl transferase activity; hydrolase activity, hydrolyzing O-glycosyl compounds. The coding region runs from base 50 to 907 and encodes 285 amino acids. Lineage: Eukaryota; Viridiplantae; Streptophyta; Magnoliopsida; Gentianales; Rubiaceae. The record is from RefSeq and is a predicted model, not a curated record. Gene Ontology annotation, biological process: cell wall biogenesis; xyloglucan metabolic process. The transcript is spliced from 3 exons. Gene Ontology annotation, cellular component: apoplast; cell wall.